AUGUUCAAAAACAAGGUAGUUAUUGUGACCGGAUCAAGCAGUGGGAUCGGCAGAGAGACGGCCAAGAUCUUCGCCAGAGAAGGGGCAAAUGUUGUGCUGCAUGGGCAGGAUGAAACUAGAUUAAAGGUAGGUUUAAAAACACCCCAAAGUUUGUGCCAAAAAUCACAAAUUCCAAAAAUAAUCCUGGAUUUGAUUAAUAUCAGUCUGUCGGUAAAAUAAUGCGGAUUCGUCUUGAAAUCGUCCAGCAUCGCCUUGGCACACGGCUCGAUUUUUUGGCGCGCUUCUGCGACGAGACGAGACAGUUUGCUCCGACAAAAAGUACACAUUAUUUUGCCGAUGGACUGAUAUAUUAUGUUCGACCGAAGAGCUAAGUCAAUUUCCCGUUCAAUUUGAACGGUUUUAAAAUUUGAGUUCUUACAGUGAGGGACGUGAUCCAGUGGCAAAAAAACGUAUAAUUUUGCAUCCGGGAAGUAUCAAAAAUGUGGCAAAAUGCUUCCCAUGUGAAAAAACUCCGAUUUAAGUUUUUUCACUUGGAGAGGGAAGGAUUUUGCCACAUUUUUGAUGCUUCCCAGAUGCAAAAUGGUGCGUUUUUUGCCACUCUAUCAGGUCCGUCACUGCAGAGAGAUAUUGCCAAUUCAAAAUUUAUUCUUUUAGGAAGCUGAGAAAGAGGUUCAAGCAAUCUCCAACGCAGGAAAGACGUUGUCGAUUAGAGGGCCAAUCCAAGAUGAGAAAACUUGGGAAAAAAUUGCAAACGAGACGAUAAAAAAGUUCGGGAGAAUCGAUGUUUUGGUGAAUAAUGCGGGCAGCAAAGACGAUGGUAAGGAUGCAAAUGGCCUGGAUUGCUUUACCUACUGCAUGGAGGUGAAUGUAAAGAGGUGAGUGCUAAGAUGUGAUGCCAAUUUGACAUCGUCCAGGACUGGGAAUUUCAUUUUGUACAAACUAAAUUUAAAAUGCGAUAGCCGUUUGGCGGACUACCAGCAGAAAAAUCUACAGUGGGGGACCUAAUCCAGUGGCAAAAAACGUACCAUUUUGCAUCCGGGAAGCAUCAAAAAUGUGGCAAAAUGCUUCCCUCUCCAAGUGGAAAACAUUGUUUUGAAGGAAAUCGGAUUUUUCUUCACUUGGAGAGGGAAGCAUUUCGCCACAUUUUUGAUACUUCCCGGAUGCAAAAUGGUACGUUUUUUGCCACUGGAUCAGGUCCUCAACUAUAUUUGCCCUAAAAAAGCAAAGUGUAAACCAUUCAAAUCUUAUAUUUAAAUUAUUUUAGUGUGAUUGGUCUCUCGCGAGCUUGUCUUCCCCAUCUAAAAGAGACCAAGGGCAAUAUUAUCAACGUCUCCUCUGCGCUUGAAGACAAAAUCAACCCGUUCGCACCAAUGUAUGCCAUCAGUAAGGCCGCGCUGAAGCAUUACACUCAUCACGCCGCGUUUGAGUAUGCACCAUUCGGUAUCAGAGUCAACAACGUGUCGCCCGGCCUCACCGACACCUACUUCCACCAACGGCACAUGAGUAGCAAGCCGGCUCAAAUCCAGGCCGUAACGAAUGUGAUCCCGUUGAAAAGAAUGGGAAAACCAGAAGAAGUUGGGGAAAUGAUUGCGUUCGUUGCCAGCGAUAAGUGCAGCUACGCGACUGGGGAGUGUUUCGGAGUCAACGGUGGAAUAAAAAUCAAGCCUUGA
Bursaphelenchus xylophilus (pine wood nematode) is the source of this 1670-nucleotide messenger RNA. Lineage: Eukaryota; Metazoa; Nematoda; Chromadorea; Rhabditida; Aphelenchoididae. The record is from the annotation of a GenBank genome assembly.